Molecule: messenger RNA, 1278 nt
Organism: Aureobasidium uvarum
Lineage: Eukaryota; Fungi; Ascomycota; Dothideomycetes; Dothideales; Saccotheciaceae
Source: the annotation of a GenBank genome assembly
AUGGCAUCCACUCAACUCACCAUCGAAUCCUACGAUAUCUACCAUGGCCUUCCAACCUUCAAAGACGAAGGUCUGACCGCCAUCGUCACAGGAGCAAACGGUCUCUCCGGCCUCCACAUGCUCAAAAUCCUCGCUCGACACCCUCAGCGCUGGAAAAAGGUCUACGCACUAUCAAGACGACCUCCUCCUGACGACGAUCUACCGGAAAAUGUCCAACAUAUCCCCUGCGAUUUUCUGAGCUCUCCUGAAGCCAUUGCGUCUGUCCUCAAAGACAACAACGUCAAAGCUGACUAUGCGUUUUUCUUCGCAUACAUCCAGCCAGCGCCAAAGCAAGGCCAGAGCAUCUGGGCAAACGUGCAAGACCUGGUGUCUGUCAACAAAGCCCUACUCUCCAACUUCAUGGACGCCUUGACAAUCUCCAAAAACAUACCCAAGACCGUAUUGCUGCAAUUGGGGGCCAAAUACUAUGGCUUGCAUCUUGGACCUGGCUCUCCUCCCUACGAAGAAACACACGAACGAGUAAUGCUGGAACCAAAUUUUUACUAUGCGCAAGAGGAUGUGCUCAAAGCAUGGGCAGAGCAAAACAACACUCACUGGAUAACCACACGACCAUCGCAUAUCCCUGGUGCUGUUACCGAUAAUGCGAUGAACUUGGUGUUACCUCUAGCCAUGUACGCAACUGUGCAGAAACACUUGAACCAGCCACUGGAAUUCCCGUCCGAUCUCAAGGCAUGGGAAACCACCGUCUCUAUUUCGUCGGCGAGGAUGAAUGCACAUUUGGCCGAAUGGGCCGUGUUGACACCCAUAGCGAGAAAUGAAUCGUUUAAUGCUUGUGACGAUAGCGCGUUUACUUGGGGUCAAUUGUGGCCGCGUUUGGCUGCUCGAUUUGGCAUGGACUGGAAAGGACCAGAUCUGGAUGCCGAGUACAAAGAAAUCAGAAUGCCAUAUGAGCCGCCGCCGCGUGGAUGGGGUCCUACUGCAUCCAUGAGAUAUAAGUUUACGCUCAUGGAGUGGGCAAAGAAGUCAGAGGUGACCGAGGCGUGGAAACAGAUUACUGCAACCCAUGGACUGAGAAUGAAAGAGUUUGUGGACAUUGAUCGUGUAUUUGGGUUCACAGAUGCGACGUUGGGGUUUUCGUAUCCCAUUCAUUUCAGGCAUGUUAUGACCAAAGCCAAGGAGAUGGGAUAUUUUGGCUAUGUGGACUCGACCAAGUCGAUCAUCAGGACGGUCGAGGAGUUUGCGGAUCUGAGAAUGAUUCCUAGUUUGCCUCCGAUGUGA